AGAGACAAGAAAUCUACAACCUGCACUCAGUGUGGAAAAAGUUUCUCAACCAAACAAAAUCUUGAGAUUCACAUGAGAGUUCAUACAGGAGAGAAGCCGUUCACAUGUGAUCAGUGCGGGAAGAGUUUCAGUCAAUCAGCAAACCUUAAAGCACACAUGAGGAUCCACACUGGAGAGAAGCCGUUCACAUGUGAUCAAUGUGGAAAAAGUUUAUCAACCAAACAAAGUCUUGAUGUUCACAUGAGAGUUCAUACAGGAGAGAAGCUGUUCACAUGUGAUCAAUGUGGGGAGAGUUUCACACAAAGAGGAAAUCUUAAGAGUCAUAUGAAAGUUCACACUGGAGAGAAGCCACACACAUGUGAUCAAUGUGACAAAACAUUUCUCUGGGCAUCAAACCUGAAGAGACACCUGAGAGUUCAUACAAAUGAGAAGCCACAUUCAUGUUCUGUGUGUGGAAAGAGAUUUUCACAGCUGUGUAGUUUACAAAAACAUGAGAAAAUACACACUGGUGUGAGAGAGUACAUGUGUUUUGAGUGUGAGAAGACUUUUAUUACAGCAAACCAAUUAAAACAGCACCAGAUAAUUCACACUGGAGAAAAACCAUACAAGUGUUCAUACUGUGACAAGAGAUUCAAUACGUCAUCAAAUCUGAAAACACAUGAGAGGAUCCACACAGGAGAAGCUGCACAUGUUAUUCAGUGUGGAAAGAGUUUCUCUAUUAAAAGUCACCUGAAGAUACACAUGAAGAUCCAUGCAGUGGAGAAACCACAUCACCACCGUCUGAAAUGAAGUAGUUCAUCUUUAUGUGCUGAACAACAAUACCUGGCUGUCAAAUCCCCUCUUGAUGCAUCCUCGAUAAAAGUCGGAUCAAGAACACAUUUGGGUAUUUGAACUGUACUUGGCUAGAUGUGAACUUUGAAUUGGAUCAGUACUCAGGCAGCAGCUGAUGACGUUUCAAAAACAGACAAGAACGCAUAUUAAAAAUGGAUAACUAUGAAUGAAUGAGGCAUUUAUAUAGCACUUUACUAUGUACUACUGUACACCGUAAGUGCUUCACAAUCACAUCAGGGGUCUCUCCUCAUCCAAACCUACAGUUGUGUUCAAAAUUAUUCAACCCCCACUGAAAUUGAUUGUUUUGGUCGGUUUGACAUUGAUUUUGAUCAUUCAGUCAUCCUGCUUACAAUUGAAUCAAAGAGGCACGUGUAGGUCAGACAAAUAUAACAUAACAUUUAUAAUGAAAUAACCACAAAUGUCUUUUCUGAGCUCACAUCAUUAUCAGUUUUAUUCAACCCCCAAGUGACAUUCAAUCUUAGUACUUAGUACAACAUCCUUUUACAGUUAUAACAGCUUUUAAACGUGAAGCAUAGCUUGACACAAGUGUCUUGCAGCGAUCUACGGGUAUCUUCGCCCAUUCAUCAUGGGCAAAAGCCUCCAGUUCAGUCACAUUCUUAGGCUUGCGCACUGCAACUGCUUUCUUUAAGUCCCACCAGAGGUUCUCAAUCGGAUUUAAGUCUGGUGACUGCGAUGGCCACUUCAAAAUGUUCCAGCCUUUAAUCUGCAACCAUGCUCUAGUGGACUUGGAGGUAUGCUUGGGAUCAUUGUCCUGUUGAAAGGUCCAACGUCUCCCAAGCCUCAGGUUUGUGACGGACUGCAUCACAUUGUCAUCCAAUAUCUCCUGGUACUGAAGAGAAUUCAUGGUACCUUGCACACGCUGAAGCUUCCCAGUACCUGCAGAAGCAAAACAGCCCCAAAGCAUGAUUGACCCCCCGCCAUGCUUCACAGUAGGCAAGGUGUUCUUUUCUUCAUAGGCCUUGUUCUU
Messenger RNA from Megalobrama amblycephala (Wuchang bream), 1819 nucleotides. Its product is annotated as gastrula zinc finger protein XlCGF49.1-like. NCBI's taxonomy places the organism in Eukaryota, Metazoa, Chordata, Actinopteri, Cypriniformes, Xenocyprididae. The record is from RefSeq and is a predicted model, not a curated record. The annotation marks the transcript as partial. The transcript has a single exon. Gene Ontology annotation, molecular function: DNA-binding transcription activator activity, RNA polymerase II-specific; RNA polymerase II cis-regulatory region sequence-specific DNA binding. Gene Ontology annotation, cellular component: nucleus. Gene Ontology annotation, biological process: regulation of transcription by RNA polymerase II.